Messenger RNA from Lodderomyces oxycetoniae, 816 nucleotides. RefSeq lists its product as uncharacterized. Gene Ontology annotation, biological process: protein quality control for misfolded or incompletely synthesized proteins; protein deglycosylation; glycoprotein catabolic process. Gene Ontology annotation, molecular function: peptide-N4-(N-acetyl-beta-glucosaminyl)asparagine amidase activity. The transcript has a single exon. Gene Ontology annotation, cellular component: nucleus; cytosol. NCBI's taxonomy places the organism in Eukaryota, Fungi, Ascomycota, Pichiomycetes, Serinales, Debaryomycetaceae. The record is from RefSeq and is a predicted model, not a curated record. The coding region runs from base 1 to 816 and encodes 271 amino acids.
AUGUAUGAUCCAUUUGCUUCUGAUGUCUCCACGAAACAAGGUCGCGGUACAUUGCCUGAUUGGUUAGAAUACGGAUACCUUACAAGAAACUACACACGAUCAAUCAGCCGCACCGUGAAAUACGCAUACAACGAUCUUCCAUUGAGUCAAGUUGCCCAAGGGUUAAGGUUGACUAACGAUUACAAUAAAUACUUGAACCGUUCAGCCAAUUGGCAAAAUAUAUGGAAUUCAAAAGCUAAGGCCAAAGGGUAUACUUAUAAGAACUUCAUUCAGCCACGUAACUAUGAUUUAAAAUUCAACUUUACAAACUAUGAUUUCAUGUCAUGUGGUGGUUGUUAUUGGGGUAGCAAUGUGUAUAAAAACAAGCCUGUAGAGUAUGGAUUUUUGCCUGUUUUCGAUAUUGCUAAACUAAUUCAACUAAUGGGCGGUGAAACCCACAUUCAUUCAGCGAAUAAUAAUUUAUAUGCAUUUUACGGGAAAGAAAUUGUUAAUGUUGGAAACGAGCCAAGUAUCAUUGUACCAUUUUUGCUUAAUUGCAUUAACCAGCAAUGGAGAAGUGUUGAGUUGGUGAGGUACAUAAUGAGAAACAAUUUUCACUCUGGCGUAAAAGGUUUACCAGGAAACCCCUAUGGCGGCGCUUUACAAGCUUGGGUGAUUUUCAACAUGAUUGGAAUAAGUGGCAGUAAAUGGCACCACAACAUACCUCAUUACAUCGCCGUUUUUUCAAAGUUUGAAGCUAAAAUUGGAAAACGGUGCGAUUUUCCAAAUUGUGAUAAAGAACUUAUCCUUUGGAGAAUAUUUAUGUUCAGUCAAUAA